CAUGUGCUGCUUCCUCAUAACCCACGGGCUGUGACUAAGUCCUGAAGAUGUCUGUCGUGACAGCAGACCAGGUUCGUCUGCUCCACUGAUGAGCCGAACCGGGACCGAACCGGGGCCUGGGUCUGUACAUGAAACCAGGAGGGGAUGAGAAGUUCUUUCCAGAGAUGUAGCCGUGGCUGCACACCUCCGUUACUUGGAAACUGACAGAACAUUCAGCGGAAAGUUUUUUCUCCUCGGAUGGAAGAAGUUCUGAGACGAAGUGCUGCUGCUUUUCCCAUGUUUUGUGAUAAUGAAGGAGGCCUGGGUCUGAGGGACAAUGUCUAUGGGAGAGUUAAUUGAGCUCCGUGACCUGAGGUUGGGCAGCGAGCAGAUAGAGCUGACAGGAACCCCACGCUCACCAUGCUCACCUCCACGACUGGAAAGAGCCAACGCCUUGAGGAUCAGCCCUGGGAAGGUUCCGGACCUGCUGAGCCGGGUGGGCAUCAUCAGAGUCCUGAGCAGCAGCCAGGACCCCCAGCCCCUGGAGGAGAAGGGAGAGGGACACAACUUCCAGCCCUGCAGCCACACUCAGCCCACAUGGUGUGACCUGUGUGGAGACUUCAUCUGGGGCCUUUACAAGCAGAGCCUGCGGUGUGUCAAUUGUAGAUUCACUUGCCACUAUCGCUGCCGUGCCCUGAUCAGGUUGGACUGCAGCUGGGACCAGGGUUCUGUGGCUGAUCAAACCUGUGUUGUGGAACACACCGUUGAAACCGACACAAAUGUGGAUGAACAAGUCGAAUGGGGAAAGCAAGAGUUGACCACUGCAGAUAUUCAGCAGAAGGUGAAGGAAUACAAUGCUCAAAUCAACAGCAAUCUGUUCAUGAACAUGAACAAGGAUGGCUCCUACACUGGAUUCAUAAAGGUGCAGUUUAAACUGGCGCGACCUGUGUCAGUUCCACCACCAAAGAAAGAUGGAGGAAGGAAGUCAAGCGGAGUAAGGCGACGCACCUCUUUCUACCUGCCGAAGGAUGCAUCCAAGCACCUGCACAUCAGCUCACGCACCUCUGCUCGUGAGGUCAUUGAAGCCUUGUUGAAAAAGUUUACUGUGGUAGACAAUCCUGGCAAGUUCGCACUGUUUGAGCGCAGCGAGCGUCACGACCAAGUUUACGUUCGUAAACUGUCUGAUGAUGAGCGUCCCCUCCGCUUACGUCUUUGCUCUGGACCCAAUGAGAAAGUUCUCAGUUUUGUGUUGAAAGAAAACGAAACUGGAGAAGUCAAUUGGCAUGCCUUCUCCAUGCCCGAGCUAAAGAACUUCAUGCGCAUCCUGCAGCGUGAAGAAGAGGAACACAUUAAGCAGAUUGUGCAGCGAUACACUCUGGCACGCACCAAGAUGCGGGAGGCUUUGGCCGGCUCCACCCCGGGCUGAGAUGUCUUUGUGCCCGGGGUUAAACGUGCACCUCUUGGCUGGACAAUCGCCUGACGAUGACCAGUCAAUGCUGCAUCCAAAGAUCCCAGAGAAUACAACUCAAAACGCCUCUUCGGUGAACGAGAGAGUGAGACAGGGCGCAAGACAAUGAGAGAGAGCUAGCGCGGAUGUGCGUGUGAAAUGAUGCGAGAGAUGAGAAGUGCCUUACACCUGGAGAGUCUGAAGUGCCUGAGAGAAUGAGUUGAAGGAGUUGAAGACUGGCAGAUGAGACGGCGGAUGUACCAUUUGAUUAUCCUGUACCUGUACCUCAUUUGUACCACUUGUGUGUUUGACGCACUAAGAUGUUAAAACUUCCCUUUGCCAAUUACACAUCUGUAGACACAGUGCUGAUGUCAAGUAUGAUGUUGUAGUUGUGCAGAUAGUGAUAUAUGGAAAUGGCAUUCUUGUUAUUUCUUAAAAUUUGUUACAUCACAAACCAAAGUUAAUAAUAACCAAUUACAGGAUUAAUUUACUUUAGUCACCCCACACCUGAACUAAACUGGUACAACACUUCGAGGCUGUCCUUCUGUUAGAAAAGUCAACACAUAUAUGAUGCUAUGAGGUAUCUGGAUUUUCAUUUGGGCUCAGAAAGUCUGCCAUGACAUCUCUACACCCCAGAUGGGUGCAACUCUGUUUUUUUUAUUUUAUUUUUUUUUACAGUUCAGUUGCGAAUAUGACUGUAUGGACAUCUGUAUGCAGUUAUGAAUGGACUGUAUGGACAUUUGUAUGCAGUUAUGAAUGUCAGAGAGCAAUGUCACAAUCACUCUGGUUGACUGGAAUUUUGAACGAAGUUUGUUAUACAUGUGUUUCACUGCAACCUGUUACUUUCCAUGUCUUUGUCAAGUACUGUUUUUAUUCUGUCCUUUUAGCAGAAUCUUUCAGUUCAUCUUCACUGUAUCCUUUUAUGCACAAAUUUACAUGUUUAAACAAUCCAAAUGUUGUGACAAAUGUACACUUACUUCAGUAAAGAAUUACUUCGUUUGAAAGGUUUCGUGUUAUUUUAGACCUUGAGUGAAAAAAUCAUGAGAAG
Molecule: messenger RNA, 2474 nt
Organism: Sphaeramia orbicularis (orbiculate cardinalfish)
Lineage: Eukaryota; Metazoa; Chordata; Actinopteri; Kurtiformes; Apogonidae
Product: ras association domain-containing protein 1
Exons: 7
Coding region: 317-1405 (362 amino acids)
Biological process (GO): Ras protein signal transduction
Cellular component (GO): microtubule cytoskeleton; nucleus
Source: RefSeq, a predicted model, not a curated record